UGCUAUGCGAUUUGUGUUACAAUGAUUGCAGCAUUGACCUCUACCGCUGUGUUCCCUGCAAUUACAAUAUUCACUGUAGUUGCACGCCCCUACCCCCUUCUGUUAAGCAUGAACUUCACAUCCAUCCAAUGGUGCUCCGCGAUAGAGUUGUUGAUGAAUUUUAUGACGACCAAUACUGCGACCUAUGCGAGACAACUAGGAACCCAGAACACGGUGUUUGUUAUUACUGCGACGAAUGCAGGUGUGCUGCUCAUAUCGACUGUGUCAUCCCCAAGGUAGAUCUCGAGCAACACAAACUCGCGGAGGACCUUAUGCUCAGGAAAUUGGAUGAAGAAAUUGCUAGUGUAGAAGCAGAGAUGGAGGCAGUGAAGAAAAAGCUGAAGGUACUGAUGACAAAACUGGAGGGAGUUAAAAAAAGAGAAAUGAGAUAG
Molecule: messenger RNA, 431 nt
Organism: Punica granatum (pomegranate)
Lineage: Eukaryota; Viridiplantae; Streptophyta; Magnoliopsida; Myrtales; Lythraceae
Source: RefSeq, a predicted model, not a curated record